Molecule: messenger RNA, 2356 nt
Organism: Thunnus maccoyii (southern bluefin tuna)
Lineage: Eukaryota; Metazoa; Chordata; Actinopteri; Scombriformes; Scombridae
Product: OX-2 membrane glycoprotein-like
Exons: 8
Coding region: 360-1472 (370 amino acids)
Molecular function (GO): cell-cell adhesion mediator activity
Source: RefSeq, a predicted model, not a curated record
GGAUGCAAUUGCGCAACAUGGACACCAGAGGUCCCACUGACCUCAAAUGUACUGGCGAAGAGUUGAGGCGUUUUGAGAGAUCAGGGAGUGAAAUGAGGCAGCAGGAAUUCGACGCUGGUCGGUCGUAGUUUUAUGUAGUAACCAUGGAUUAUUCUGCUCCAGUUUCACAUUACCUGUAACGCAGGAACACCUCACAGACUGGGAACCAAGCUUGUUUUUGGGAGACUGUCAUCUGUCAGCGGCAGACAGUGUGCCAGUAAGAUGCAGCAACAGCCACGCUGACCAGCAAGUCAGAGUACUGGACAGCUGAAAGGACUGCAGCCUGGAUGUGAUACUUGGUAACCCUGCCUCUGUGUGCGAUGUGUGGACUUGUUCUGCCCCUGUGUUUGCUGCUAUGGAUAGUAGGAACAGCUUUCUCCAGGACACAAGGUGAGGUCAUGGCUCCUGCCAAACUGAACGCAGAGGCAGGUCUUCCCCUCCAGCUUGGCUGUAACAUCACCACGCCGGCAGGCAGCACCAUCCGGCAAGUGCGCUGGUUCAGGCAAAAGAAGAUGCUCCUGGCGUACGAGCCACUUGUGCCAAUCCGCAUCAGCCGUCAAGAUUCCAACGUGGUGCUGGCCUCCUCGCAUGCCGACGCCAGCUACAUCACCAUCAAGAGGGUGCAGCAUCAAGAAGAGGGCUGCUACCGUUGCAUCUUCGAUGUUUUCCCCGGGGGCCAGCAAGAAGGACAGACAUGUGUAACCGUCACUGGUAAAGUGCAGCUGGAUGGAAACAAGACGGCCGUGAGCGGGAAGCCGGCCACCCUUUCCUGCUGGUACAACCUCCCUGAGAGGGUGCAGCAGGUGCUGUGGAGGAAAAUAGCCGAGCAGGGCGACACCACCACCGUGGCCUCCUAUAACAAACACGGCCAACAGAGCACAGAUGAGGUGUUCAGGGGGCGUGUGAGUCUGAGCAAAACCCUGGCCAACACCGAGCUGACCAUCCAGGAGGUCAGGACAGAGGACGAGGCGUGCUACACCUGCGAGUUCCACACGUUCCCAGACGGCAUCAAGAGCGCCACCGCCUGCCUCUCUGUAUAUGUUUUACCCAAACCAGAGGUUACCUAUGUGAGCUCACCUUCAGGGGUCACCGAGGCCAACUGCACCGCCCAGUCCCGGCCCGCAGCAGACAUCAUGUGGAACAUCGGCGGGGACAACCGAACGCUGGGGCCGGCCAUUUCAUCGGCCUACGAUCAGGGCGACGGCACAACAAUAGUGACGAGCACGCUGUUCUUCCAAUCGGCGCUGCUCAAUGACCUGUCCGUCAAGUGCAUCGUGCACCACCAGGGUUUGGAGAAACCUCUCUCAGUGUCCCUCAACACAAAUAUGGCUCCAGCCAUGGUUAUCCUCCUCUCCGUGUGCGGUGUGGCAGUGGUCCUCCUCCUGUGCCUUUGUGUGUGUCUCUGCAAGUGCUUCAUCUGCACUGAUGACUGAUUUGGAGCACAACGGCCACCACUGCUUUGAUGAAGGUCCAGCAGAGCUCUGAGCCUGACCUAGCUGCUCAGCACCGUGCCCUCCAGCUCAGUGUGCAGAGGACAGGAACAGAGCUUUCACAGAGCUGAGCCAACACUGGUGGUUCUGCUUCUAUGAGAAGGGAAGGGGAGGGAAGAUCUUGGGGACACAAAUCACUUAACAAAACUGUCAACAGAACUAAAAACACUAUUUAAUGCUACAGUAGAAGUUACACUUACAGUGGAUAUGUUGCUUUGAUUGAUAAAAUAGUUGUGAAAGGAGUGGAGGCCUGUUGGAUCAGCAAGUGGCAUCAUGAGGGUCCAACAGAGAACUGAGUAAAUACAAAACAAUUUGGCAAAAGCAGAUACUGAAGGCCCAGAAAGAUUAUCUGAUAAGUUAUAUUUCUUUAUAAAUACUGAUAUAUGUAGCUUGAAAAGAGCUUUUUUAGUUGUGAAAGUAUUUUUUGACUUUGUUGAGUAGCUUAUUAUUAAGCAAGUUAAUUAAGCAAUUAAAUAUAUUAACCAAUAGGAAAAAAAACAUAUACACUUAUAUAUUAACAUCUAACUGAAAUUACAGUAAAUUGCCUUAUUUGUCUACUACAGCAUACAUAUCUGCUAUGUGCAUCACUUAUCCUGUGUUUUCCGUUGAGAAAAAAUAUGAAACCAAAAGGGAGAAAUAUAUAUUUUAAAUGUAUUUAUUUCAUGAUGUGUCCGCUAGUUUUACCUUAUUUUCAUAACAGUAAAUCAAAUCUUGCAAAAAGCAAUAACAUGGCGUUCUAUCAUAGGAAUAGCAGACGGUCACACUGAGCCUGAUAGCAUCCUGCUACACAACACAUUAGCUUUCCUGCUAAAGUCUCCUUCUUAUCU